AUGGAGUUGGCCAACAGGACCACAGUUCAGGAAUUCAUUUUGCUGGGCUUUGAGGUUGGGCAGCCGCAACGACUCCUGCUCCUUGGCUUUUUCACUCUUCUUUACAUGAUCACCAUGGCUGAGAACAUCACCAUCAUCACACUGGUGGUUCUGGACACCCACCUGUCCCGGCUUCCCAUGUACAUCCUGCUGAGCAACUUCUCCUGGCUGGAGAUCUGUUACGUGAGCACCACUGUGCCUCGGAUGCUCUUUGACCUGGCCUCGUCCCACAAGACCAUCUCCUUCAGUUCCUGCUUCCUCCAGUUUUACAUCUUCUUCUCUCUUGGCAGCACUGAAUGCUUCUUCCUCUCAGCCAUGGCCUUGGAUCGGUACUUGGCCAUCUGCCACCCACUGCGAUACCCACAGAUCAUGUCCCCAAACUUUUGCUAUGCCCUGGUAACUCUUUGUUGGGUCCUUGGCUUCAUGACAUACAUUGUCCCAGUGACACUGAUCUCCAAGAUGUCCUUCUGUGGCCCUAAUCUCAUUGACCAUUUUUUGUGUGAUCCUGGACCAAUUCUAGCUUUGGCUUGCCCUCCCCUUGCAACUGCUCCUCUCAUCAGUCAGAUUUUCAUGGACGUGUUGGUGAUCCUAGGCAAUAUCGUGUUCGUUGUGCUAUCCUACGGCUCUGUGAUUGUCACCCUGGUGAAAAACUCUCGCAAAGGCAACCGGUUAAAAUCCUUCUCCACCAUAUCGUUUCACUUAAUGGUGGUGACUCUUUUCUAUGGCCCAGUGGCAGGGCUCUAUGUCAUGCCAAGUGGAGAAAUCAAUUCAAGUGUCAUUAAGAUAGUAACACUCUGCUAUACUGCCAUAACACCCUUCCUUAACCCCAUGAUUUACUGCCUAAGGAAUGAUCAGGUGAAGGAAGCACUGUGCAGGCUGUGGAGGAGAAAGGCAAUAUUUUUUAAGAGAAAGGUGGCAGUGUGA
Messenger RNA from Gekko japonicus, 963 nucleotides. RefSeq names its product olfactory receptor 11H6-like. The record is from RefSeq and is a predicted model, not a curated record. Gene Ontology annotation, molecular function: olfactory receptor activity; G protein-coupled receptor activity. NCBI's taxonomy places the organism in Eukaryota, Metazoa, Chordata, Lepidosauria, Squamata, Gekkonidae. Gene Ontology annotation, biological process: G protein-coupled receptor signaling pathway. Bases 1 to 963 code for a protein of 320 amino acids. The transcript has a single exon. Gene Ontology annotation, cellular component: membrane.